CGUUGCAUCAGUUAUCAAAACUCACUUGGUAAUCAAGUUACCUGUUAGCUCUAAGUGGUUGCAAAAUCAAUGUUUUAAACAUUUACAACUAGAUCAUAUAUUUUGAAACAGUUAAUUUAGGAUAAAUAUAUGUUUAUAUAUCUGAAGUACAUGCUGGAGAUCAGGAGUAUUUUAAAGAGUACGCAGACAGAAUCCAUCAUCGAUCCCACUGGACAGAAGCUGCACAAGCGUCAGGUUACUUGGGCUUCUGAACACCAGCGCCUCUAGUCAAGUCAGAAUCCUCGAGGAGUGACAGUAACGGAGUCUGUACUCUCAGUAACUUGCAUCCUGUUUCUAAUCGUACUGUUCCACUGGUUCACCAUGAUGGUUAUAAACUUUGUGAAUAAUCUUGUCUACUCCUACAUUUGCACGGGGGUAGUUCUUGUGGUUUACGGUAUCUACAGAUAUUUUACGGGCAAUAGGGACUACUGGCGUAAUCGAAAUGUGUCUUACAUCCAAAAUGAAUAUCUAACAGAAUAUUUUACUGGGAAACAAUCCGAAACAAUAUUACAAAUCUACCGAAAACUAGCCACGGAGAAAUACGGUGGGCUUUUCUUCUUCAAUAAACCAGUACUAAUCGUCCGUGACCCAGAACUGGUCGAUUCAAUAUUGGUAACAAACUUUUCGUAUUUCCAAAACAGAGAGUUACCAGAGAUCACACAUGAACCGUUAGCUGGGAAUCUGUUCAGCUUAAGAGGCAAGGAGUGGCGUGACCAAAGAUACAAACUGCUUACUACGUUUACACCUGACAAACUAGAGAGGAUGUACGGACAGAUCUCAAGCUGUGGGGACAACAUGAUGGAGAAGUUGGAAGACAUCCCUGUACAGAGUAAUGGAGGACAGUGGCAGUCAAUAAUGUUCGAUUACGUAUUAGACGUAAUUUCAAAUUGCGCAUUCGGAAUCCAGUUCCCCUCGUUCAGAUUAAACAUGUUUAAGGCGAUCGUUCAACACGUUUUUAGCACUUCACCUUUACAGAUUUUAAGAUUUGCGAUAAUUAUAUUUUUACCAAAACUAGCAUGGUUCGUUAAUCUUAGACUAUUUCCAAGCGAAAUCUGUGAUUAUUUCAUAAACCUGACAAAAGUUAACUUAAAGUUCCGAAGAGACAGUAAGAUCCGACGAGAUGACUAUUUCCAACAGUUAGUUGAUCUCUUAGAUAAAGAUGAGACUGUGGAGAUCAAAUGUACAAGCGGUACUGUCAGACGACACUACAGAUGAUGUCAUAGUCAACCAGAUGCAAUUUACAGAGGACACCACUACAAAGUUUACAGAAGACACAGUGUGCGCCAACAGCUUCAGUUUCUUGGCGAGUGCCAAGGCAGUGUCCAGCACAAUCAGCCACAUCCUGCUGGAGCUGUCCCGCCACCCAGAUAGCCAGGAAAGACUGCAUCAGGAGGUGAUCUCAGUUCUGGCCAAGCAUGGUAGUUGGUCGUACCAGGCCCUCCAGGAGAUGACUUACUUGGAUCAGGUCAUCCAGGAAGUGCAGCGGAUGUAUCCGUUGUUUCCGACAUUGAUGCGGGAGUGUACCAGGCCCUACAAGGUACCGGACUCUAACUUGACCAUUGAGAAAGGGGUCCUUGUCCUGAUACCAGUUGUGGCACUUCACCGUGACCCUAACUACUACCCCGACCCCGAUCUCUUCAUGCCAGAGAGGUUUGAGGGCAACAACUACAAACCAAGCUCUACCUACUUGCCUUUUGGAAACGGCCCAAGAAUAUGUAUUGGUAAAGGAAGUUGAAUAGUUACUAAGUUA
Messenger RNA from Homalodisca vitripennis (glassy-winged sharpshooter), 1789 nucleotides. Its product is annotated as probable cytochrome P450 6a14. The coding region runs from base 1199 to 1774 and encodes 191 amino acids. NCBI's taxonomy places the organism in Eukaryota, Metazoa, Arthropoda, Insecta, Hemiptera, Cicadellidae. The transcript has 5 exons. Gene Ontology annotation, molecular function: heme binding; iron ion binding; monooxygenase activity. The record is from RefSeq and is a predicted model, not a curated record.